Puccinia graminis f. sp. tritici CRL 75-36-700-3 is the source of this 298-nucleotide messenger RNA. RefSeq lists its product as uncharacterized. The coding region runs from base 110 to 298 and encodes 62 amino acids. The transcript is spliced from 2 exons. NCBI's taxonomy places the organism in Eukaryota, Fungi, Basidiomycota, Pucciniomycetes, Pucciniales, Pucciniaceae. The record is from RefSeq and is a predicted model, not a curated record.
UCCCGGGAUCAGCAUUCCUUCCCAGUUUCUUCCUACUCGUGCCAGUUCCAUUAAAAUUUACACAUCUAUACAUACAUACUCCAUUGUCCAAAUAUUGUGUUGUGUCGUCAUGCAGCUCUUAAAAUCACUCAUACUGAUGGCAAUCGUAACUUUCCAAAUUGUAAUCGCGGAUCAGCAGGAUCACCCGAAGACUUUCGUAUGCCGUCGAAACGCAUACGAAUCAGAGGACGAGCGGAUUGCAGUUUGCGGCGGAGUCUCCAAAACAGACCCAAAGAAAUAUGAGACCUUAUGUAUAUGA